Racocetra persica is the source of this 541-nucleotide messenger RNA. NCBI's taxonomy places the organism in Eukaryota, Fungi, Glomeromycota, Glomeromycetes, Diversisporales, Gigasporaceae. The record is from the annotation of a GenBank genome assembly.
CUGAGCUGGAAGCGAAUCAACGUCUAUUUGACAGCGGUGAAAUAAAUGAAAGUGAAUAUAACAAACGCAGGAAGUCAAUACUUGAUGGAUCUGUUGGACUAGUUGAUUCAAAGAAAUCUGACUCUGACGAAGCAGAAAUUAGAUCAAGUUAUAGAAAACUUGCUUCUAAAUAUCAUCCAGAUAAAAAUGACGGAAUUGAAUUAGAAGAGUGGAACAAGCUUUCAAAUGCAUACCAAAUCCUCUCGGAUACAAACAGUCGUUAUCUUUACGAUAAUUUUGGAACAGUAAAUAAUUCUUUGGAAAAUAAAACGUCACUCAAUCACUAUGUUGGAGAAAUGGAACAUAUGACUACACCUGAGCAAAAAAAUCACCGUCACAACGUUCGUGUAUCCACCAUCACUCACUACCUAAGAGACAAGCUUACUCAAUUUCCAAAGCAAGGAGAUUCUUCAGAGUUUGAAUCAUUUAUGGAAAGUCUUCGUCAAGAUGCGCUGAGACUUUCUGUAGAACCUAAUGGAAAAAAUGUUACUAUCCUUUUUAG